AUGGAGCAGAUGAUGGUGGAGAACAAGGUCAAAGCUGCUUUCCUCCCUGUCAAGAUGGCCUACCUGACUGUCAGCAUCGAGCCUCUGCCCCCCGUGGUGGUGGGGGACGCCGUGACCUUGAAAUGCAACUUCAAGACGGAUGGGAGGAUGAGGGAGGUCGUCUGGUACAGGGUGACUGAUGGGGGCACCAUCAAGCAGAAGCUCUUCACCUUUGAUGCUAUGUUCUCCACCAACUUCUCCCACAUGGAGAACUAUCGGAGGAGGGAGGAUCUGGUCUACCAGUCCACUGUGCGCCUGCCCGAGGUCCGGAUUUCGGACAACGGCCCCUACGAGUGCCACGUGGGGAUUUACGACCGAGCCACCAGGGAGAAAGUGGUGCUGGCCUCGGGGAAUGUUUUCCUCAACGUGAUGGCUCCUCCAACAUCCAUCUCAGUGCUUGCUGCUGACACCCCAGCACCCUUCAGCCGCUACCAGGCACAGAACUUCACCCUGGUGUGUGUGGUCUCUGGUGGCAAGCCUGCCCCACUGGUGUACUUCAAGCGGGACGGGGAACCCAUCGAGGCCACCCCGCUGCCGGAGCCGCCGGCCGGCGCCGGGAGCUGGGAACCUCGCAACCUCCUUCACCGCGACCUGGACGACACCAAGGUGCCAAAAUCCUUGGCGGCCGAAGGGGAGGCCGGCGGCUGGCACCCCUCCGCCACCAUGGAGCCUCCCCGGGGGCUGGCGGCCGAGAGAGGGCCGGUGACGGAAAUCAUCCCCGAGACGGUGGUGAGCCGCGAGUUCCCGCGCUGGGUGCACGUGGCGGAGCCCAUCUACUACUUCCGGCACACGCAGGCGCCGGUGAGCGACGGCACGGUGGAGGCUCGAGCCACCCUCACCUGGACCCUCAACCCCCAGAUCGACAACGAGGCCCUCUUCAGCUGCGAGGUCAAGCACCCUGCACUCUCCAUGCCCAUGCAGGCUGAGGUGACGCUCGUUGCUCCCAAGGGCCCGAAGAUCACAAUGACCCCGACAAGAGCCCGCGUGGGAGACACCGUGAGGAUCUUGGUGCAGGGCUUCCAGAACGAAGUCUUCCCCGAGCCCCUCUUCACCUGGACGCGGGUGGGGAGCCGGCUGCUGGACGGCAGCGCCGAGCAUGCCGGCAAGGAGCUGGUGCUGGAGCGGGUGCCAGCUGAGCUCAACGGCUCCAUGUACCGCUGCACCGCCCAGAACCCCCUGGGCUCCACCGACACCCACACCCGCCUCAUCGUUUUCGAAAACCCAAAUAUUCCCAGAGGAACGGAGGACUCCAACGGUUCACUGCCUGGCCACUGUGGCUUCAGACUAGUUUUGGCACUUACCCUAACAGUGAUCCUGGAGCUAACGUGA
Messenger RNA from Indicator indicator, 1368 nucleotides. It is a transcript of the gene IGSF21, whose product is annotated as immunoglobin superfamily member 21. The transcript has 10 exons. Gene Ontology annotation, cellular component: adherens junction. The record is from RefSeq and is a predicted model, not a curated record. Gene Ontology annotation, biological process: heterophilic cell-cell adhesion; homophilic cell-cell adhesion. Bases 1 to 1368 code for a protein of 455 amino acids. Lineage: Eukaryota; Metazoa; Chordata; Aves; Piciformes; Indicatoridae.